Papilio machaon (common yellow swallowtail) is the source of this 628-nucleotide messenger RNA. Its product is annotated as fatty acid-binding protein 9. The record is from RefSeq and is a predicted model, not a curated record. The transcript is spliced from 4 exons. The coding region runs from base 54 to 467 and encodes 137 amino acids. Gene Ontology annotation, cellular component: nucleus; cytosol. Gene Ontology annotation, biological process: fatty acid transport. Gene Ontology annotation, molecular function: fatty acid binding. Lineage: Eukaryota; Metazoa; Arthropoda; Insecta; Lepidoptera; Papilionidae.
UUUUAUAGACAAAUAAUUAUAUUUGGAGAUUCUGUGUAACUUAAGCAUAUAAAAUGGCACCUUUCCAAGGAAAAUAUCAACAUUAUAAAAAUGAAAAUAUUGAGGACUAUUUUGUUGCAGUUGGUGUACCAUACAUUGGUCGUAAAAUGAUGGCAAUGUCUUCACCAUUGAUGGAAAUAACAUUUGAUGGAGAGAAUAUGACAAUAAAGAAUUCAUCAUUACUCAGAACAGUGGAACAUAAAUUUAAAAUUGGUGAGGAAUAUGAGGAACAUAUGCCAAACACUGUUAUUAAGAGUGUUACAACUAUAGUGAAUGAUAAUGAAAUCAUGACAAAUUCUGUCAUACCAGAAAAUCAAGCGAAAUGUGGGCGACAUUAUUUAUUCACUGAUGAUGAAUGUAUCAUUACGCUCACCCAUGAAAAGGCGAACACACCUGGCAAGCGUUACUUCCGCAGAGUUAAGGAAUAAGCAACUCACAUCUUUAAAACUUCAAUCAUCACAAUUUUAUUGCAUUCUUAAUUAAUGUAUGUACUUGGAAAUGUACUUUUGUGAUAGUUUUUUAUACUUUUACAUUCUAUAUUUAUGCUUCAAAUGUGGAUAGGUACUUAAAGUUUUGUAAUUAGAUAGUC